Molecule: messenger RNA, 1407 nt
Organism: Anthostomella pinea
Lineage: Eukaryota; Fungi; Ascomycota; Sordariomycetes; Xylariales; Xylariaceae
Source: the annotation of a GenBank genome assembly
AUGGGCGGCGCUGACACGCCUUUGGCAUAUGGAACUGGUCCUACUGGUCUGCGGAAAGAUGACAACAUAGAACCAGUACCAUAUAUGGACUGGGCACCAAAAUCUCACCUUGAUCUGCACGCGAAGCAUGGCGACUUCGUCCGCAUCGCGCCGAACGGAGUGAGCAUUACUCACCCCGCGGCUAUCAAAUCACUUAUCCUCACGCCUCAAUAUAAGGGCCAUUUCUACAACAUCAUGAAAUUCCCCGACUGGAGGACUCCCCUACCCCUGUCAAUUCUGGAUCCCAAGGCUAAAGCAGAGAUGAAUCGACGCCUGGCUUCAGCGUACCCCAUGAGCAAUGUAAUCAAGUCCGAGGAACAAAUUUCUCGUCUCGUCGAAAAGUUGACGGGGUGGAUGGACCAGCAUGCGUCGACUCACGAGCCCAUGGACCUAGCCAAGUUUUUGACCUUCACAGCCUUUGACGUCGUAGGCGAAGUCGUUUUCUCUAGGCCAUUCGGGUUCCUCGAACAGGGUGUUGAUAUAGGAGACUCCAUAUCGCAGACUAUGAAGUUCGAGGGCUAUAUCUCGGUCGCCGCCUUUGCCCAGUGGCUGCAUAACUCCCUUGUUGCGAACCCUUUCAUCACCUGGCUGGACAUCAUGCCCACGAACUACCUGUCGAAGACGUCUAACAAGGCGCUGGAGGAGCACAAGGCGAACCAAGAUGCUCGUUUCGACUACGUCGCGCACUGGCUCAAGACGCACGAGGAGCACCCUGAACGCCUGAGUUACCGGGACGUGCAAGCGGCCGUGAUGGCAAACGUAGGCGCCGGCUCAGACACUGUAUCCUGUGCCCUCCAGUCCUUCAUCUACCAUGCGAUCAGGCACCCCAACGCCUGGAGCCGCAUGCGACAGGAGAUCGACGAAGCCAGAAGCAAGGAGGGAGCGUGCACUGACCGUGUGGUCACCUACGCUGACGCCCAGAAGCUGCCGUACCUGCAAGCCUGCAUCAAAGAGGCGCUGCGCAUAUUCCACCCGGUGCCGAUGGGCACGGCGCGAGUCGUCCCGAAGCAGGGCAUCGUCAUCGGCGGGCGCGCGCUCCCUGCCGGCACGACCGUGUCAUUGAACACGUUCAGCAUGAACCUGUCGACCGACGUGUGGGGGGCGGAUGCCAAAGAGUUCAAGCCCGAGAGGUGGUUGAAAGAGGACAGUGCUCAGCUGGAGAAGCCGUUCAUACCGUUCUCCGGAGGCAUUGGCGCGUGUGUCGGCCAGCAUUUGGCCAGAAUCGAGCUGUCCAAAAUCCUGGCGACCAUUGUCCGUGACUUUAAUAUUCGCCAGGUCGAUCCGAAGCAAAAGUGGAGUUAUCAUGCGUAUUUCACCACGGUGCCUGGCGGUUGGCCGGUAUACGUAGAGAAGCGGGAGGCCGCGUAA